Molecule: messenger RNA, 387 nt
Organism: Penicillium daleae
Lineage: Eukaryota; Fungi; Ascomycota; Eurotiomycetes; Eurotiales; Aspergillaceae
Product: Zn(II)2Cys6 transcription factor domain-containing protein
Exons: 2
Coding region: 1-387 (128 amino acids)
Biological process (GO): regulation of DNA-templated transcription
Molecular function (GO): DNA-binding transcription factor activity, RNA polymerase II-specific; zinc ion binding
Source: RefSeq, a predicted model, not a curated record
AUGGGGAAGAUCAAGACCUUGCGUACCCUCCUUCCGGCAGGAAAAAAGCACACAGUGCAAUCCUUGGAAGCAGGUUCGGCUAAAGACAUGCGACGAAAUAUUUCUCUUGCUUGCACAGAGUGUCAGAGAAAGAAGACUAAGUGCUCUGGAACAACGCCGUGCACAAGAUGUUCAACUACCCCACAACAGUGUCUAUAUGAUCAAAGCAGUGAUCGUAGACGCAAGGAGUAUACGGGCGGGCUGUUGAAAUUUCAGACCACUCUUUGCCAACUUGCUGCUACCCUGCGCUCUGCAGCUCCUGAGGAGCUAUCAUGGUUGGUCUGGCAGGUUCAAAGCUUGCCAACGGAUCAGGAUGCAGUCGAUUACCUUGUUCAGAUGUUGGCUUAA